AUGAAGACGGCAAUACUCUCCCUCGUAUGGCUUACGGGCCUCGCCGCAGGCCAGAGCAGCUCCGGGUCAGCGUCCGUCAUCACUUUAACUGGAUCGCUACGAAGUUUCUCCAACGACAAUGCGCCCAAGCCAACUGUACCCUCGGAUUUUGAGGGCAGCACAUUCGCAACAAUAACUUCGUCUUAUGCAUCGGCAUCGAGUGGUAGCCGAAUGUCGUCAAAUGCAACUGCUUCCGUCACAAGCACCGAGGACCCUGUCACCAAGAUCGGAGGUAGCAACAAGACCAUGACGACACCAACUGGUACCGAAACGGCCCCAGCUCUUCCAUCAAACACACAACCGUGCAACAACUACCUCGAGUUUUGCACUCGCAAGUACUCUAACAUCACUGAAGUAGCCGCCCACAACUCGCCGUACACGCGAAAGAAUAACAUUGCGCGCAACCAAGAGUACAGCGUAACACAACAACUCAAUGAUGGAAUCCGCGUGCUACAAGGAUCUGCUCACUAUGUCAAUGGCACGCUGUACUUCUGCCAUACCUCGUGCGACCUGCUCAAUGCUGGUACCGUCGAAGAUUACCUCCGUGAAGUUACAGAAUGGGUGGAAGCCCAUCCUUUCGACGUCAUCACCAUUAUUUUUGGAAACUCGGAUUGGGAUAAAAUGGACGGCAGCGGCAAACCCCUCGUCACUUCAGUCAACUUCGCCGAACCUGUCAAAAACUCCGGUCUCCUCAAAUACGUCUACCAACCACCCAAGACCGCCAUGGAACUGAAUGACUGGCCCACACUUGCCGAGCUGAUUCUGAACAACGACCGCGUCAUCACCUUUAUCGACUACAACUUUGAUACCGAGGCAGUGCCGUACAUGCUGUGGGAGUUCUACAACAUGUGGGAGACGCCCUUCUCGCCUACUGACGUUCAGUUCCCCUGCACGCUUGGCAGACCGGAGGGCAUGUCAGAAAACAAGAUGAGGGAGAUUAUGUACAUGGCGAACCACAACCUGAACGCUCAAAUCGCUUUCGCUGGCCUGAACCUUCUAGUCCCCAACGUCGCUCAGAUCAACCAGACCAACGGACUAAACGGAACUGGUAGUCUGGGUCUUAUGACAAACACAUGCAUCAGCAACUGGGACCGUCCCCCGAACUUCCUCCUCGUCGACUUCUACGACGACGGUUCCUUCGAGGGCUCCGUCUUCGAAGUCGCCGCGCGCGCCAACAACGUCACAUACAACCGCAAGUGCUGUGGUACCAAAUCACUGGGCAACAUGCUACUUCAAACCCAGUGCCGCAUACUUUGGCUUCAUCGUCACGAUUACCGUGGCGCUAAUGCUAUAAGCUACAAAUGAUUUCCUUUUAGUGUCGGCCGAUGCCAUCACAAGAUGGUGAGAGAAAGUCUGGUUUACAUGCAAACAGCGCGCAUCUGCAGGCGUUUUGGCUAUUUGUCACUUUUAAUGGCCUUUUCUUUCAUAUAUAUAAUGAUAGCGUUCUGUCAUCUUGAAUGGUGUUCGGGAAAAGGAAUUUUUUUAC
Messenger RNA from Pyrenophora tritici-repentis Pt-1C-BFP, 1525 nucleotides. Its product is annotated as Herpes-BLLF1 domain containing protein. Gene Ontology annotation, molecular function: phosphoric diester hydrolase activity. NCBI's taxonomy places the organism in Eukaryota, Fungi, Ascomycota, Dothideomycetes, Pleosporales, Pleosporaceae. Gene Ontology annotation, biological process: lipid metabolic process. The record is from RefSeq and is a predicted model, not a curated record.